This is a messenger RNA of Phytomonas sp. Hart1, 4041 nucleotides long. The record is from the annotation of a GenBank genome assembly. NCBI's taxonomy places the organism in Eukaryota, Euglenozoa, Kinetoplastea, Trypanosomatida, Trypanosomatidae.
GGCCCUUCUGUAGAAUAGAUGAAAAACACAUUUAAAGAACCAAGACAACGCUGAAAAUAUUUUAGCUUGCGCUCUUUUUUAUUCUAAAACAUUUACUUUACGGAAUUCAUUAUUCAAUUAAUUGUGUCCACCUGAGAGUUUUCAUCAAACAGUAAAUGAAUAUUUUAAAAAGGAGUGAACCCUUUUUCAAAUAAAUCCGCGUCGAUGUGUUAGGGGUCACGCCUAACAUAUUAUCUCUCCUCUUCUUUGUGGCAAAUUAUCUAUUAAAAUUUUGAGGCUGGAUGUUUUUCCCGCCCCCACAUCGAAUAAAACAAAAAGUGGAUCAGGCAUAUUUUUGCGGUAUGCAUGGCACGCUUUUUUCACAAAUGGGGUUUUGCAUGUUGAUCAAUCAAUUUCCAUGCAUUUGCAAGUGUCCCGCUUGUUUUAGCUUUCUCUGGAGUUUUACACAAUUCUGACAGUUAUGUUGAGCUGUAUUUUUCUGGAUAGUUUUUUCCCUCCACGUAUAGGAAGCAUGAUUAAGAUCAUAUGUGAUUGAUUGAAGAAGGAACUCUUGCGAAGAAUUUUUUAUUCUAAUAUCUCCAAGUUGCACCAGUUUCUUUUGGGGGUUUCUUUUAUAUUUUUAAUUGUAGUACAGUUAUUUUAAGGUCUCUAUACGUCAAAUAUUAUCUAUAAUUUCAGAAGAUAUUUCUUCGUAGGGAUCAUCUAAAAACUACAAACUGAACUAUUUCCGAAAAUCAAUAGAUAAUAAGGAUGUUUCGUCGUGCUUCCUACCUGCUGAACUUCACAAGGGUCAUUUCGAAAACUUCAUAUGUUUCUAUAUUUCCAAUUCAUCUAGACCCACCUACAUUGCAACAUCGUGAGAUUUUUAAGUUGCUUCUUGGCAUGCAUGAGGAGCCACUAAAUGAACCGAACAUUUCUAAAACUUCCUUAUCCUCAUCCAAUGAAGCGCUUGUCAGAUUAGACGAUACGCUAAAGACAGCAUCCGAAGUCAAUUUACCCUCUGCUGAUUCAAUUUCCCAUUCCCCUUCGCUGCAUUCCUGUUCUGCAAAUGCUAAGAUGAAUGACCCUUCGCAACGGCGACAGCAGCGACAUCGACGCCCGUCCUCCCCCCUCAUGGAGCCCAAGUAUGCGUAUAUGGAACCCUUCGCGAGGAGCAUACGCAAUCACAGUCAGUUAGCCCCCUUUGAGAACCUCAUUUUAGUCCCCAACACGCGCUACCCUAUUAGUCUUGCGCAGUCUACGAACCUUGCGGCCCUGACGGUCCUGGCCGUCCGCGGCCUCCCUCGUGUUCAUGUCGACUUUACCGCCCUAGAGCAUCCGGACGCAGGGAUGCCGAUUAUUUACGACCUCACGCAGCGCUACCCCAAUUGUGUGCUCGUGCAUUGGCUGCACGACGCGUACGAGAUGCAGCGCUGGAAUAACUUCAGCAGUAUCAAGCUCAAGGUACCGCUAAUGUUGCUUAAUACUAUUAGUUUGCCGGUGUCGAUGUCUGUAAAACCAUCGUAUUUGGUGUCCAACGACUAUGAUCGCCGCGAUUGGAUGGAGCGCUGUUUUAACCCUAAAGGGGACGCACGGGGGAGGCAAGUUCGAGACCCCAACACGUGGCCUCCCGACGAAAGUUCUACCAUAGGUCAGGAUCCUAAAGAAGCAUGCGCAUAUAAUGAUAUUGGAAAAACAAAACAGCUGCUUAAAGAAAACAGCACCCUAUCCAGCAACUUGAAGAAUUCUAAAGACAUCGUAGGGAAAGAUAUUGAAAGAAUUCGGACCACGACAAAUAAAAACUCUACAAACCGAGGAGAGUGGUGGCUAACUAAAAGCAACUGCAACGACGAUAAUAUCGAAGUGAGCAAAUCGUAUUAUAACUCUGGGAGCUUUUCGUGGCUUGGGGUUACUCACCAUAUGAACUCGAUGGUCGGUUGGGAUAAUAUUGAUAUGGUAAACAUCGAUCCCCAUUACUACACAUAUGGCCCGUAUAGUUGUGAACACGGCAUUCUCAAAUCGGCAACGAAUUCUUCGCAUCUGAAGAGUCAUAAAGGUCCGAAUAUACGUGAUAAUAGGGAAAUUAACUCUGUCGUAGGACGAAAGGACAUUCUUAUCUCAUCGGACGGAUUUGUUAAAAUUGUCGACGAGGAUUUCAAAAUAAACAAUAGAGGUGCUUCACACGCGGCUGUUUCUACCAGUAAAGACACAGUUGAGGAAAACACUACCGAUAACCGAGAAGAGAACCUCGGUGCAAGUGUUUGGGAUUUGAUUCUUCUCAAAAUACCUUCUUCAUCUUUAACUUCUUCAACACCAACGUUUUCAGCACUGAAAGAGCUGGAGCAGGUAAAGCGUGGGCUUAGAGACAUACUCUCUGCUUUAGUGCUUUCAUCUUCGCCAGAAAAAUUUCAACUUUUUGAGGAAUCGAAUGUAACUAAAAUGCGUGGUAUACUGAAAUACCAAAAUGCGUCCAGUACAGCAAAUGAAGGGGCUCAACUCAUGGAAACCAAUGGAUGGGAUGCACUUGGAGAUAACAAGAGCAGUGAACAUCAUGAAAGACCAGAGCAGUUGCGUCUUGUCCCCUUUCAGAAUGCACAGCGUAAUGUGCGCGAACUGUUGGAGGAUAUAUACCAACCAUUGAACUAUCACCAGAGUUAUAACCAUGCCAUGGUCACGUCUCCCACUGGCCCUUGCACGCAACCGCAGCAGCCGGUAGGUUCACGGAAAAGUGAUACUCAUCCAUGCGACGGCAAUUCCGCAGCGAAAGGGAAUCUAUUUACUGAUUUCGAAACGAGUGAAUCAACGCAGAUGGACCAUUCACGGGUAUCUGAGGAGGAGUUCGCAGGGGGCCCAAUUGACCCAAGUAGCGCCAACCGCAUUAUAUGUGGUCAUGAUACCCUUUCAUCCACGGUCGUAUCGCAGAGGUUACCCGUGGUUGAAGUGCACUCAGUCAUCCGCACCACUGGGGCUGAUGUCCGUCAAUCGUUAUGGGGGCAAGAAAUUAAUCCCAUUCAUAUACUUUCAGAUUGUGUCUUGCGGUAUAUAGAUAGCUACAUGUUAUACAGGGAUCCUCGAAAAAGCAAGGCAAAUGUUGACCUCAGGCAGUCUCAGCCAGGGCUUCCGUCCCUCGACUUUAUUGGUACCUCCCCUGCUGCCAGGUCUAAGCACAUGGGGAGCAGUGAUGUACGAUCGGUCGGUGGGACUAGGCGACUUCCUCUAUCUAAAACUGGUAGUUGUCUAUACUCUUCGCACCGCAACUCCACGAAGAUAUUUUUUGAGAACAUUAUACCCCGCUUAGAACUACACUACGACAAGAAUAACCCGAUUGCCCGUGAUAAAUAUGAUGCAUUAAAGAUUUUUCAGGUCCUUAAGGGUGAAGAGCCGGAUCUUAUUGUGCCGAUUGGCGGUGAUGGCUAUAUGAUGCAUUGCAUUCGGAAAAAUUGGCGACGAUUUAUUCCCUUUUACGGCGUCAACGCCGGACACGUAGGACAUCUCCUUAACGACUGUUCCGCUCUUGAAGACCUUUUCUCAUCCCCGUUAAUGAUGAACAGCACGAACAUGCUUUACUGUCAAGCCGAGAGAGAAACGAAAGAUUCGGAGCACAUAUUGCUUUCAGAGAUGGCUUUCAAUGACGCUUGGGUCGAGCGCUCGUCUGGGCAGUCUGCUUUCAUUCGUAUCCUUGUGAACGGUGAGGAGCGGAUUAAGGGACUUCGUGCGGAUGGGGUCUUAGUCUCCACAGCGGCGGGAAGCACAGCUUAUAGUAGCGCAGUCGGAGCCUCCCCGAUUCCUGUUGGUUCACCGUUGAUUCAAGUGGUAGGUAGCAAUGUUGUAGCGCCCUCGCACUGGCGACCUGUUCACUUGAACCAAGAGGAUGUAGUGGAGUUUGAGGUACUUGAUCACGUUAAGCGCCCAUGUCGUUGUUUUGUGGAUUCUGUGAAUUUGGGUAACAUACUCCGCAUGCAGGUACGCUCCAGCCGAGUUGCUGGAGUGACACUCGCCUUUUCAAAUAGCUGUGAUCUUCAGGAAAAGCUCUUCCAAAUGCAAUUCCCUAAAAUAGACUAA